This is a messenger RNA of Perca flavescens (yellow perch), 2181 nucleotides long. RefSeq names its product leucine rich repeat containing 42 (gene lrrc42). The transcript is spliced from 7 exons. Bases 775 to 1998 code for a protein of 407 amino acids. The record is from RefSeq and is a predicted model, not a curated record. Gene Ontology annotation, molecular function: protein binding. Lineage: Eukaryota; Metazoa; Chordata; Actinopteri; Perciformes; Percidae.
ACGUUAGCUAGCUAACUGCCUAACGUAACUCUAGGACGAGGAACAAAUAGCCAAAGCAGUUGCAUUUAGAAAUGUAGCUCUUUAGACAAUGCAUGCUUACCAAAUUAUCUACCAAAACCCCUAAACAUAAUUUUACUUCUCUCAGCUAACGCAGCGUUGGCUGGAACCAACAGGACAUCCUAGCAAAGAUUAUUGGCCAUGUAAACAAGACUUCUUCCUGUUACUAUAUAUUUUCAAAGUAAGCGUAGCGCUUUUUGAAUUUAACAUGUAGCUAGCUAGCUAAUUAACUGUGUCAUGAUGGGUGACAUAUUAUGUUUUAGAAAUGUUUUAAGGUGAAUUAUUUGCUUCUUAGUUAGUAUUUUUGGAUCUUAAGCCGAUUUCCUAUCAGCAGUGGUCUUUUAUUUUGAAGUUAGCAAGCAAAAACCACAAAUGUGAUAACUUCCACUGUAGCUACGCUACAACCAGAGUGAUAGCUAGAGAAAGACACCAUAGACUGUCUAUGGCUACAGCAAGGAACUCAAAAAAACGCGCAAGUGGUAAACAACUUGGCUAUAUAAGGGGAAUGAGAUGAGAAACGAUAGCAGAUAAUAAUAGUCUUUAAUAAUAGGUCUUUAGGGUCCUUUUGGUCUGGUCAGACAACAACCGUAGCUAACGUUAACUAGCAGCUAACGUUGACGUUACCUUGACUUUUUGCAAUGCUUCAGGUGUCACUCUGACUAAAAUAGUUACAACAGUUGUAUCAUCCUCACGGGAAAAUAAACGUGUGACCUUAGUAUGGACAAUAGCGCCAUUUAUGUCCGAGAAAGAGGCAACCUUCGUCGUGUCAGUGACAUAGUCCUGGCACAGCCAAAGCCAGUGUCAUCAUGCAGAAGAGCAAAUCCGUUUGUGCUGAGAAAAGAGAACUUCAUAUUCACCUACAAUGCUGAAGGAAGUCUGAGAUACACCACAAAAUCUCUCUUUGAAAUCACUAUGUUAUUCGUAGCUGACAACAUUCACCAUGUGGACUCUCUGGUGGGCUUCCCUGAGCAAAUCGGAGACAGACUUUUUGCAGCAGCAGAGGAGAAUCGUGUGUUUUUAAACGCAGACAUUUCUCCAAAAGCCCUGCAGUUAUUCAGUGAUGCAUAUGGGGAAAUGGUGCUUGGAUCCCUCUGUCUAAGAAAUAGAUUUCCACUCUUACAUGAGAGAUUGGAUGAAAUAAAGACAUUUCAUAGUUUGAAGUCUCUGGAUCUGUUUGGCUGCAGAUUGGGCGAUGAUCAUGAGAUAUUUCAGCAUCUAACAUCCAGCUCAUUGGCAAGCAGCCUAAUUAAGCUUUUCAUUGGUGGUAACAGUCUGUCAGAUGUCGGCCUACAAAGAUUGACUGCACCCAUCCGGAUGCUGAGGAAGGGACUGGACUGUCUUCAGUUACUUGAUGUUUCCUAUAACCCUAUCUCAGUGAGGGCUCUAAGAUACCUCAUGUGCUUCCCCAAACUUGAAAAUCUUGAUGUAUCUGGGACUAGUUUGAAGCUUGACACAGGAUUGAAGACAACCAUGUGGGACCUAUUGAGGCUCAAUUAUUCUGAGAAACCACUGGACACCUUUGAUCAUGUAAGAUGUAAAACAGAAGGCUGGGCACAGCAGGUUGUAAACCAGUGGGAAACAAAUAGCUCACAAAUGCCAAAACAGAAGAAAAUUGAUGAAUCCAGAGCAUCAGCACUUCGCUUUUUUGGCAGGCAGAAGUUUGUCAGAGAAGUCCUGAAUGCAGCACCCUUGGUAUGUGAGAGCGAGGAAGAGACCAGGAGAGAGAGACUGCAUUUCUUCAGACCUGCAGCAAACAAUCACAUACCAGAGAAACAAACUCCUUCCACAACAAAUAAUCAAGCAAAGCCUGCCUGGAACAAUAUCAAAAAAAGGCAGCGUCAGUCGGAAAGGUGUGACACUUCACAUCAAAGUUCUCCAACAAAACGUUUGUCCUCAUCAGCUCUUACUGCAGAGGACAUGGACUUGUUGAAUAGCUAUUGAGGUAUGUGUCCAUGUAGCAUUCCACAAAUAGCAACUUGAGUAUGUCGGUAAAGCGGUAACAUUAUGGCUCAAAUGAACAAGAAUAUUUCCAAGAUGAUUUACACCGUGGAACUGUAAACACCUUUUCUUGGAUAUAGGUGACGUUUAUAUAAAUAUUUUUUAGAAAUAAAGUUUAGUAUUUUG